AUGCCUUCCAAAUUCGCUGAGAAGGAAGGUGUGUCGUCCCGCGUCCCGGAGAUCAUGGCCGCCGGAACCCACUCCCCAGGUGGGCCCAACGGCAUCAUAAGGAGUCAGUCCUUCGCCGGGUUCAGCACAUUACAGGAACGGCGCUCACGGUGUAACUCCUUCAUUGGGAACUCCGCGGUACAGAAGAAGCCUCAGUCCAAGCCCAAGAAGUCCCAUCUGUCCGGCCACAAAGGAGGCAGCAGCUCCAGAGAGCCCCAGCCCAAAAGGCUGGAGGAGGUUUACAACGCACUCAAACAAGGCUUGGAUGAAUAUCUUGAAGUUCAUCAGACAGAGCUGGACAAACUCAUGUCUCUGAUGAAGGACAUGAAGAGGAACUCUCGUCUGGGAGUGCUUUACGAUCUUGACAAACAAAUCAAAAGCAUCGAGAGGUACAUGAGACGUCUGGAGUUUCAUAUCAGUAAGGCCCAGCUCAGCUCAGGCGUCCCACCACAUACCACAGACAGACAGACAGACGGGGUGGGUCCCAGUCGGUGGGUGGGUGGGUGGGUGCUGAGGGCUGCUUGGUUUGAGGUGGAGUGGGUGGAUGAGCUGUACGAGGCCUUCUGCAUCCAGAGCCGGCUGAGGGAGGGGGCCAGCCGGAUGAAGCAGGCCUUCUCCUCCUCUCCUUCCACCAAAGGCACCAAAGAGAGCAUCACAGAAAUCUUCAUGCGGUACGGUCGCCAGCGUUGGAAGCUAAAGGGGAAGAUUGAAGUCAACUCCAGACAAAGCUGGGAUGGAGACGAGAUGAUCUUCAUGCCUCUCAUCACAGACCUCAUAAACAUCAAGGUGAUGGAGCUGAAGGGUUUGGCCACUCACUUGCUGGUGGGCAGCGUCAUCUGUGAGACCAAGGAGCUGUUCACUGCCAUGCCUCAGGUAGUGGCUGUGGAUGUCAAUGACCUGGGAACCAUCAAACUCAACCUGGAGGUGACCUGGUACCCCUUCGAUGUGGAAGACCUGACUCUGUCGUCGGGAAAUUUGAGCAAAGCCACAGCUCUCCAGAGAAGAGUUUCCAUCUACAGCCAGGGGACACCAGAGACCCCCACUUUCCAGGAAAACUCCUUCUUUCCGCAUCCCGUGGAGCGCCAGCGCCUCUCCUUCCUCCACAUGCUCCGGGACGCGCUGCUAGAGAAGCUGAGGCGUAGUCGCUCGUUCGGGGACCUGGCCUCGCUACGGCCAAGGCCCAAAUCCAGUCUGGAGGUCUAUUCCACCUUACCGGACGAUGUCUUUGAAAAUGGCGGCUGCGGCGUGGCUGAGUGCAAACGCCUGUCCUUCACCUUCUCCGACACCUCGGGUUCGACGCCCAGCCCCAGCCCCGCCCCGAGCACCUUUUCCCAAAGCCAGUCCAACCCGGAGAUCACGGUCACUCCCCCGGAAACGGAAUUAUCCUCCGUGCAAAUCCUUCCGGCGAGGGCCGACUCGAUCGCGGAGGAGCAUCUGGUGGAGGAAGAGGAGGAGGAGGAGUACGAAGAGGACGGGGAUACGGGCAGUAGGGGGAGCAGGGGCAGCAGGACCAGCGCCAGCCUGGUUAGCGACGAAGCGGAAGUCGCCGAAGACUCCGAAUGGGAGCGCACGGAGUCCCAGCGCAAUUCCAGCUCCAACUGCGGCUCGGCCGCCCCCUCCCUGUGCUCGGACGGACACCUGUCCACCGUGGCCCCCGAGGAUGUUUUCCUGGAUCAGGCCGACGAGCUGAAGCCCGUGGAGCUGGACACGGAGGAGCCCGGCAGCCUCACCAGACAGCUGGUGAAAAGGCUGACCUCUUCGGAAAUCGCGCCCGCCUGCGAGAGCUCCGCCGAGGUGGGGGGGAGCCCCAGCUGGGCGGGAGAGGGGAGCAGAGCUUUCCUGGAAAGCGGACUGGAAGAGGCCAUCCACAGCCUGCUGACCAGACUGGAAAGCCGGUCGUCCAGCCUCAGUCUGACCGUGGAGAGCGCCUUGGAAAGCUUCGACUUCCUCAACACGUCUGACUUCGAUGACGAGGAUACUGGAGACGACAACGCUGGCCUCAGCCUUCCCCCGCGGAGGUCUCCAAUUUUUGACACGGAUGGGGAGAGGAUCGGGGUCCAGCAUCCGGAGGCCAGAGGACACCUAAGUGAGGCCCUGACAGAGGACACAGGCGUGGGCAACAGUGUAGCAGGAAGCCCCUUACCACUCACCACUGGGAAUGAAAACCUGGACGUAGCCAUCGUCAUCCACCUCCAGUACUGUAAUCACCUCGUACAGUUGCUGACCAGCGGGACGGGGGCGUGGCAGCGGCGAAGUCUGCUCCUCAAAAUGUCCGAACAGACGCAGCUGCUGGAGGAGCUUGCAGAGAUCAGCGGAGACAGACUCGGGGCGGUAACUUCUGCCGUAGACGUCCUCCCGAGCCUGGCAGAGCGCCCACAGCUGAUGACGCUGUGGUCAGAGUUCAGCGGGUCUGCGGGGCUUUUCCACACAACCCUGGACAGAGUGUUCAAGCACAUGAACCAGCGCUACACAGCAGUGCUGCAGGAAAGACACCCACACAGUGCUGACACAGUGAUUGCCAUGGUCGUAGGUGAGAUGGUGGACAGGAGCGACCUGGCGGCGGUGCAGGAGCCUCCUUCGGCCACGCUCUCCCAGGACGUCCUGACGGUGUUCCAGUUCCACAGCUACAUCGUAGAGCAUGAGGUUCAGGACAUGGAGACUCACCUGCUGCACCUGGCAAGAGAGGAGGUGUUUGCGGAGGUCCUGUGCAGUGGAGAGGAUCCUCGACGUCUAGAGGAGCUGGAAGAGGUGCACCUGUCAUCUCUCUGGCCUCAAAAUAGCACCCUGAGGGCCCUGGCCUCCCUGCUGACCGCCGAGAACCCUCAGGUCAACAAGGCGGCCGCCGACUACCUCGCUUCGGGAGCAUCAAACAGACACUUCAGGACCAGGGCCGUGGAGUGCUACACUCAGGCACUGUCAGAGGCGGGAGUUCAGAGCCAGAGGGCCGCGUGCUCCGCGCUCAGCUGUCUGCAGGCGGUGGAGAGCAUCAGGGCAGUGGUAGCCCUGUGCGAUUCAGCCGACGAGGAGCUCCGUCACGUCGCCAUAGAAACCCUGCUUACUUUCGGUGAGUGUUAA
Menidia menidia (Atlantic silverside) is the source of this 3114-nucleotide messenger RNA. The record is from the annotation of a GenBank genome assembly. Lineage: Eukaryota; Metazoa; Chordata; Actinopteri; Atheriniformes; Atherinopsidae.